AUGGAUAUCCGCGUCCUCCGCCCCUCGGACAUUCCGCACGUGCAGCUCGCCAACAUUACCAAUCUGCCCGAGAACUACUUUUGCAAGUACUAUCUCUAUCAUGCUAUGAGUUGGCCGCAGCUGAGCUAUGUGGCUGUGGAUGUCUCCCGCCCGCCAAAGACACCCUACGACCCUCCCAAAAUCGUAGGCUACGUGCUGGCUAAGAUGGAAGAAGACCCGGCCGACGGCAUCCCGCACGGCCACAUCACCUCGUUGUCUGUGAUGCGAACGCACCGCCGCCUUGGUCUCGCAGAGAAGUUGAUGCGUCAGAGUCAACGCGCAAUGGCCGAGACCUUCGACGCGCAAUACGUCUCCCUACACGUGCGCAUGUCCAACAUCGCAGCCCUAAACCUGUACAAGGAAACCCUCGGCUUCAGCGUCGACAAGGUCGAAGCAAAGUACUACGCCGACGGCGAGGACGCGUACAGCAUGCGCAUGGACCUGUCCAAGAUCCCGCGCGACGUUGACGAGGAGCAUAGCGCAGGCAAAGACGAGGGCGAGGCGGUUGGGAGCGAGAGGCUGCAGAAGGUGGCGAUUGGGAGGCAGAGGGGCGUUGCGGAUCUGGUUGAGGUGGUUGAGAAGCGUGAGGUGGCUGCUGCGUGA
This is a messenger RNA of Ascochyta rabiei, 642 nucleotides long. RefSeq names its product N-terminal amino-acid N(alpha)-acetyltransferase NatA. Gene Ontology annotation, biological process: N-terminal peptidyl-glutamic acid acetylation. Gene Ontology annotation, molecular function: protein N-terminal-serine acetyltransferase activity; protein-N-terminal-glutamate acetyltransferase activity. The record is from RefSeq and is a predicted model, not a curated record. NCBI's taxonomy places the organism in Eukaryota, Fungi, Ascomycota, Dothideomycetes, Pleosporales, Didymellaceae. Bases 1 to 642 code for a protein of 213 amino acids. The transcript is spliced from 3 exons. Gene Ontology annotation, cellular component: NatA complex.